Hirsutella rhossiliensis is the source of this 720-nucleotide messenger RNA. Its product is annotated as phosphotransferase enzyme family domain-containing protein. The coding region runs from base 1 to 720 and encodes 239 amino acids. The record is from RefSeq and is a predicted model, not a curated record. NCBI's taxonomy places the organism in Eukaryota, Fungi, Ascomycota, Sordariomycetes, Hypocreales, Ophiocordycipitaceae. The transcript is spliced from 2 exons.
AUGUCAACGCCGUACGUUCCACCAGUCGACAGUACAGCCACCCAGCACGACGAGGCUCAACACCUGGCCAUCAACAACACAUGGUUCCGCCGCUUCUUGACUCUUGUCGCGCUUGAGACUACUGCGCGAUUCUACGCACACGAUGGCCCCUGUGUCCCCAUCUCGAAGCACCUCAUAGUCAAGUCGAGCGAAGUUGUUCACCUCACUGAAGCCGCAACCCUGAGCUUCAUCGCUGCCAAAACCUCCAUACCCGUGCCGCGCGUGCUCUCAUCUUUUGUCCACAGAAACCGCGCCUACAUCGUCAUGGAACGCAUCCAGGGCCUGUCUCUCCCUGAAGCCUGGAAGACGUUGUCUGAGUCAGAUCUCGAUUCCAUCUUUGCGCAGCUUCGGGGAGAGCAUGCGAACCACGAAAACGUAAACGAACAGGACUGGGAGGAUAUCAAAGGAAUGGCCGCCAAGCAGGAUGGACCGUGGCCGCCUCCCGUGUUUACGCAUGGAGACCUCAACCCCUUCAACAUCUUGGUCCGUGGCGACCAGGUCGUCGGCAUCAUUGACUGGGAGUUCGCAGGGUGGUAUCCCUACUACUGGGAGUAUACUUCGGCGUGGUAUGGAAACAGAAUUCGUCAAUCGUGGCAGCAAACGAUUGAUAGGUUUCUCGAACCGUGCCCUGAGGAGCUCAAGAUGGAAAUCACACGCCAGAAGUGGUGGGGAGACUUUUGA